AUGCCAAACACCUUAAUCGUGCUACCGCGCCCGGGUGCGACUAUUUCCGGUAAGGCACGGUCUAUCCAAGCUCCAUCCGAAGCUGCCUUCGUCGCAACUUUUGGGAGUCUGCUACCUGCAGCAUCUUAUAUGCAAACCACCCACGGCAGAGCCGCAUAUUAUGAGCUGUCCCCUUCAUCUUCCGUACCUGCAGAUUGCAAGAAGCCAAUCACUCGCGUGAUUUUCGUGCACGGUGUCCAGACACCUGCGAUCGGCCUGCAGCCGUUGGCAAGCACCUUGUCUUCGCGUUUCCCAUAUGCUCAAUGUGUACUUGUUGAUCUGUGGGGCCACGGUCUUACGGAGACACCGGUUGUGCCUCACGAUGCAACCCUCUUUCAUUCAUUGCUAGAGGCAUUGUUGGGGCAUCUUGGAUGGGAUAAUGCUCAUUUCGUGGGUUAUUCGUUUGGUGGGUCGACAACGGCCUCUUUCGCGGCUGCCUACCCCGAACGGGUAGCGUCCAUGGCGCUUGUUGCACCUGCUGGUCUACUCCGCUCUGCGCAAUUUGACGACGUGGAGAAAAGUUACUUGCGUGGUGGCGAGGGAGUAGAGGACAACGCCCAAGAGUGGAUCAUGGAGUGGCUUAACGGAGGGAAAUUAGUUGUUCCCUCGGAUUGGAAGGAGAGGGUUCAACGAGGUGAAGUAGUCGCUGAGGCAGUUCGCAAUUGGCAAAUGAAGGAGCAUGAAGGGCAUCCUGCGAGUGUAGUGGGUAUCUUCAGAGAUGGUGGGGCUCUGGAUAAACAUGCCGACUUUGCUGAGGCGGCAAAGAAGGAUAUUCGGAAUCUAUGUGUCCUAGGAGAACUAGAUGACAUAUGCAGCAUGCAGGACUUGAACAGCAUUGGGAUGCACAAUGUACAUGUCGUUCCACAGGUGGGCCAUGGAGUUGUUAGACAGGAGGUGGCAGAGGUUGCUCGACUCAUCGAGGAGUUCUGGAACAACCUAUAA
Molecule: messenger RNA, 981 nt
Organism: Penicillium atrosanguineum
Lineage: Eukaryota; Fungi; Ascomycota; Eurotiomycetes; Eurotiales; Aspergillaceae
Product: alpha/beta fold hydrolase
Exons: 1
Coding region: 1-981 (326 amino acids)
Source: RefSeq, a predicted model, not a curated record